This is a messenger RNA of Pedinophyceae sp. YPF-701, 483 nucleotides long. Lineage: Eukaryota; Viridiplantae; Chlorophyta; Pedinophyceae. The record is from the annotation of a GenBank genome assembly.
AUGGCGGCGAUUGCGUACCUGUGCCCCUCGGGCCUCGGCACCGCCGGUGUCGGCAAGUACUGCGAGAACACCCUGGACUGCCUCAAGAACCUGUGCAGCUCCGACCAGGGCGGCGACUGGGAGUCGGGCCUGUGCGGCUGCUUCAACGACAUCGGCAUCUGCUGCUGCGUCUACCUGUGCGGCCCGUGCACCUACUGCCACACCGCGGCCGACGCCCACGACAUCACGUGCGGCGAGGCCUGCCUGGGCCUCUGCGUGUGCUCGUUCAUUGGGUGCACGUUCUGCGCGGCGGUGGCCGAUCGCCGCAAGCUGCGUCAGAAGUACAACAUCAAGGGCUCUACGAUUGCUGACUGCCUGGCGGUCGCCUGCUGUCCGAUCUGCGCUCAGUGCCAGGAGGCCUACCAGACGGUGCACAAGGGCUCGCACGAGUGCCCGUGCUCCGGCGCCAAGACGUCCGCCCCGGGUGGCCAGGCCAUGAAGUAA